This is a messenger RNA of Teleopsis dalmanni, 2521 nucleotides long. It is a transcript of the gene Nt5b, whose product is annotated as cytosolic purine 5'-nucleotidase. The record is from RefSeq and is a predicted model, not a curated record. The transcript has 10 exons. Gene Ontology annotation, molecular function: 5'-nucleotidase activity. The coding region runs from base 555 to 2369 and encodes 604 amino acids. Lineage: Eukaryota; Metazoa; Arthropoda; Insecta; Diptera; Diopsidae.
ACUACUGCGCAGCUGCUGCAUGUGUCAAAAUCGAAAUGACAAGCAAAGCAGAACUCAGAGAAAAAAAUAAAUAACAGAAGUUCAAACUGCCGAAGAAAAGUUAAGCAAAGCAACACAGAACCGCAUCUUGUCAAUAAAUUAAGAAAAAAAUUCAAUAAAAUUAAAUAUAAACGGAUUAGAUUUAUUUUAUUAUAAAUAGUGAAAUAAUAAUUGCUUACAUAUUGAAGUUAGCCAAAUUUAAAGCAAAUUCGUACUUUUAUUGCAGAUAAUUGAUUUUAAGCAAUAGAAAUUACGCAAGUGUCGUGUGCAAAAAAAAGUUCUCAAUUAAAGUUUCAAAAUAUAUGUAUAUAAGAGUUAAUUCGAAAACAAUAUUUGUUUAGUGUAAAUCGAAAAUAUUGUGCAGCAAAGUGAAGAAAAUAUAUAAAAAAAUUUUAAUUUACGGAGAAAUAUCAAGCUUCACCACAAUAAGUAAAAAAGCAACUGCAAACGCAACGUCAAGAACACGGCUCACAAAUCUAAGAAAAGCUACAAUCGAAGUAUCUCACAAAAACAAAAUGGCACACAAACGCUUUUUCAAUGACAGCUGCUCUUUCAAUUUCAGUAUGCAGGAUAAUUCUUUUGAAACUCCGAGUUCACCUAGCGUGGAAGUUCCAAUAAAAAAAUAUUAUCGAAAGGCAGCUCAUAGAAUUUUCGUUAACAGAUCAUUGCAUUUGGAAAAUAUUAAAUUCUAUGGAUUCGAUAUGGAUUACACACUGGCAGAAUACAAAUCGCCACAAUAUGAACAACUCGGUUUCGACCUUGUCAAGGAGCGACUUGUUAGCAUGGGUUACCCUAAGGAAAUACUACAAUUUGAAUAUGACCCUUCGUUUCCUGUACGUGGUCUCUGGUUUGAUACACUUUAUGGCAAUUUACUGAAGGUAGACGCAUAUGGAAACAUAUUGGUUUGUGUGCAUGGAUUUGAGUUUUUGAAGCACCACCAGGUUUAUGAAUUGUAUCCAAAUAAAUUCUUGAAAUUGGAUGAAUCACGCGUUUAUGUAUUGAAUACACUAUUCAAUUUGCCGGAGACUUAUUUAUUAGCUUGCCUAGUAGACUUCUUUACAAAUAGUUCAGUUUAUGAGAGAGAGAAAACUGGUGUUAAUGCUGGAGAACUUUUCAUGUCUUUUAAGUCAAUUUUCCAAGAUGUUCGUCGUGCUGUAGACUGGGUGCAUUUACAAGGAGAUUUAAAAAAGAAAACUACCGAAAAUUUGGAUUACUAUGUCAAAAAAGAUGUACGCCUACCCAUGGUACUUUCGCGUAUACGUGAAUCAGGCGCCAAAGUAUUUUUACUCACCAACAGCGACUAUAAUUUUACUGAUAAAAUAAUGACAUAUUUAUUUGAUUUUCCACACGGCGCAAAAUCCGAAGAACCUCAUCGGAACUGGAAGACAUAUUUCGACGUAAUUGUUGUAGAUGCACGUAAACCACUAUUCUUCGGAGAAGGCACCAUAUUACGACAGGUCGAUACUACCACAGGUGCAUUAAAAAUUGGUACACACAUUGGUCCAUUACAACAGGGUGAGGUCUAUUCAGGUGGAUCGUGUGAAGUAUUUACAUCGUUCAUUAAUGCCAAAGGCAAAGAUGUACUCUAUAUUGGUGAUCAUAUAUUUGGUGAUAUAUUAAAAUCGAAAAAGAUACGUGGUUGGCGUACAUUUUUAAUUGUACCAGAAUUAGUACAGGAAUUACACGUUUGGACAGACAAAUGUCAAUUCUUCGCAGAGCUACAACAGUUAGACGUUAUGUUAGGUGAUAUGUACAAAAAUCUUGAUUCAAGCACCAAAGAAAAACCAGAUAUUUCCAAAUUACGUACUUCCAUACGUGAUGUGACACAUAAAAUGGACUUGGCUUAUGGUAUGAUGGGUUCAUUAUUCCGUUCUGGUUCACGGCAGACAUUCUUCUCCAGCCAAGUAGUCAGAUAUGCAGAUUUAUAUGCAGCUACUUUUCUCAAUCUGAUUUAUUAUCCAUUUUCCUAUAUGUUCCGCGCACCAGCAAUGCUUUUACCACAUGAAUCCACAGUGGCACACGAACAACGUUUCCAAAUGGAAGCACCAAUGAUACAAAGGUCACGUUCAAAAAUUGAAAACACAAACAGCAUACAAAAUACGAGCGCUAUUGAUGCAGAACUGGCUAGUGCUAGUGCUAGGGCAGUUGGUGCUUUUACGCCAGUAACAAGUGAUGUAGCACUUGCUGAAUCAGAAACAACAGUGCCGCAUACGCGUCCAUCAACACCACGCACAGUAACACAUACACAUGAUGAGGACUAUUCAGAGGAGGAAUCUGAUCCGAAUAACAAAACUGAAGAUCAGCGUGAUCGUGACACUGAUGACAGUUAAACGGUUUAAAUGGAUUCAGUAAUUGACCGAAUCGCUUUUGUUGAGCCUUUGUUGAAGAAUCUUUGAGAGAUUCCAUUGUUGAAGUUUGCAUGUCAGCUGAGCAAUAUGCAAACUAAUUAAAUUUUCAAGAGAUUCAAAUUUUGUAAUUGAAA